GGGGGGCAUAUUGCAUCUAGGUGCUUUGCUCCGAGGAAAGAGACAGGAAAAGGGAAAGCAGUGGUUCCUAUCGGAUGUGCCGUGGUAAUCAGUAAAUCGACAAGAGAGCCCCAGGUAGACAGAGUACGAGAAGGGUCUGAGACUUGUCUGUCACACGGAACCGUGUCUGCGAGGGAGAGAGACACACCAGUUCCCGUACGGAUCUGGAGAGACACGGGGGCUGAGCUGUCGUUGAUCAGCAGUAAGUAUAUGUCAGGAUUUGGCAAUGAAUUUUCUUCAGAAGAUCUGAGCUGUCCUGGUUCCUUACCAGAGGGUCAGAAUAAUCCACAGGUUUGUCCGUAUGGGCUGUAUGCAGAACAACUGUCUGGUUCAGCCUUCACUUGCCCGAGAAACAACAACAAGAGGAGUUGGCUGUAUCGUAUUCUACCUUCAGUUGUUCAUAGGCCCUUUGCUUCUGUAUAUCAGGGAAAUCUCUCUUAUAAUUGGGAUGAAGUCAACCCUGAUCCCAACCAGCUCAGAUGGCUGCCCUUCAAACUACAAAAGAAAUCGGAGAAGAUGGUUGAUUUUAUAACUGGCUUACAUACUAUAUGUGGAGCUGGAGAUAUCAGGUCUCACUGUGGCUUGGCUAUUCAUAUCUAUAUCUGCAACACAUCAAUGGAGAAUAAGAGUUUUUAUAAUUCAGAUGGGGAUUUCCUUCUAGUGCCCCAAAAAGGGAACCUCCUGAUCACCACAGAAUUUGGCAAAAUGCUGGUGGAACCCAAUGAGAUUUGUGUCAUUCAGCAAGGCAUGCACUUCAGUGUGGAGGUCUCUGAAGAAACCAGAGGUUACGUUCUGGAAAUCUUUGGAGCACAUUUUGAGUUACCUGAUCUUGGCCCUAUUGGAGCCAAUGGCCUCGCCAAUCCCAGGGAUUUCAAAGUUCCCGUUGCAUGGUAUGAAAACCGACAAGUUCCAGCAGGCUUUACUGUCAUCAACAAAUUUCAGGGGAAGCUUUUUGCUGCCCUGCAGAAUCUCUCUCCAUUUAAUGUUGUGGCCUGGCAUGGAAACUAUACACCUUACAAGUACAAUCUGAAUAACUUCAUGGUCAUUAAUUGUGUUGCAUUUGAUCAUGCAGAUCCUUCAAUUUUCACAGUGCUGACUGCUAAAUCAACUCGCCCAGGUGUGGCUAUUGCGGAUUUUGUGAUCUUUCCACCACGUUGGGGAGUAGCUAACCACACAUUCAGGCCUCCUUACUACCAUCGCAACUGUAUGAGUGAAUUUAUGGGACUGAUUAAGGGUCAUUAUGAAGCAAAGGAGCAGGGCUUCCUGCCUGGCGGAGCAAGUCUGCAUAGCAUUAUGACUCCGCAUGGGCCAGAUGCUGAAUGCUUUGAAAAAGCAAGCAAGACAGAACUCAAACCAGAACGAGUAGCUGAUGGGACAAUGGCAUUUAUGUUUGAGAGCUCUUUCAACAUGAGUGUCACCAAAUGGGGUCUGGAGACCUGCAACUGCUUGGACAAAAGCUAUUCAGACUGUUGGAAGCCUCUGAAAAAUAACUUCAAUAUCAAAUGGAAGCUAAGUGACAAGUGAAACACUAACACAAAAGGAUUCAGAUCAGUCUGUGGCUACUGAGGGAAAAAUUUCACCUGACUGACAGAUCAUUAGUUACCACUGAAAUAAUUACUGAUGCAAACAUAUGUAAGCAUGUAGAAAUCAUAAGUGUUGAAUCAAAUAAAGUUAAAUGACUUGUAUUUACUCACACUUAACUAUUUGAAACACUAUUUUUGAAGAGUUUAUUGCAAAAAUAAGAUGUAUUGAUACUUUCCACAAACGUGUCUAAUUUCUGUAAUAGUGCACCGUUGGUUACCUAUAACUUGAAAUGUGCCCAUUUAAGCAUACUGAAUACCAGUUUGCCCAUCUUUGUGAUGAGGAAAAAAAAUCCCAGAGUUGUAACAUUUGCACUGUUAAAACCAAUUAAGGUCAACAAAGUUGGAAAUGUUUCAAGACAGAAUAUUAAAAGGGAUUAAUACUGAGAAAUACUGCAGAACAAAUAACAGUAAAAGGAACAACUGAAUUUGUGACUUCUCCAUGAUAUGAAUCUUCUUUACCUAUGUAACCAGCAAAUGUUUCAAGCCUUGUGAAAUAGGAAAAAAAGUCAGAAAUAAUAAACACAAUUACUUUUAACAUAAAAUAUGAAUAAACUGACC
Messenger RNA from Hypanus sabinus (Atlantic stingray), 2180 nucleotides. It is a transcript of the gene hgd, whose product is annotated as homogentisate 1,2-dioxygenase. Gene Ontology annotation, cellular component: cytoplasm. The record is from RefSeq and is a predicted model, not a curated record. The coding region runs from base 250 to 1563 and encodes 437 amino acids. Gene Ontology annotation, molecular function: homogentisate 1,2-dioxygenase activity. The transcript has 15 exons. Gene Ontology annotation, biological process: L-phenylalanine catabolic process. NCBI's taxonomy places the organism in Eukaryota, Metazoa, Chordata, Chondrichthyes, Myliobatiformes, Dasyatidae.